Pieris rapae (cabbage white) is the source of this 2119-nucleotide messenger RNA. It is a transcript of the gene SH3PX1, whose product is annotated as sorting nexin lst-4. The transcript is spliced from 2 exons. Gene Ontology annotation, biological process: plasma membrane tubulation; endocytosis; protein transport. The record is from RefSeq and is a predicted model, not a curated record. Gene Ontology annotation, cellular component: cytoplasmic vesicle; plasma membrane. The coding region runs from base 138 to 1808 and encodes 556 amino acids. Lineage: Eukaryota; Metazoa; Arthropoda; Insecta; Lepidoptera; Pieridae. Gene Ontology annotation, molecular function: phosphatidylinositol binding; protein binding.
UCAACUAAUUUUCAUGAGAAAAGAUAACAUAUUCUUCAGGUGAGUCGAAUUGUCAAAUUGUCAUCAUAUCACAAAUGUCUGUGAGGAGUUAUUCGACUUUUUGAUUAUUUUUUGUGAACAAAGUAAAAGGGUCCAUCAUGGCGACCCAAGUACAAGCUCUAUAUGACUUCUCAGGUGAGCCAGGCACAACUGAAAUGUCAAUUACUAGUGGAGAAGUUUUAACCCUCAUAAAUACUGAGAUCGGUGAAGGAUGGUGGGAAGGUAGAAAUUCUAAAGGAGAAACUGGGCUAUUUCCAGCUGCAUAUGUAAGAAAAAUGACCCAGGAUGAGUCUGCUCCUUCAAAGAUGGCACCUGCAGCACCUAGAUAUGACCAAGCAGCUGAUGAUUGGGGAGAUCAACAGUAUAGUGCAGGUGAUAGUAACUACCAAAGAGGAGCAUCACAUGAAGAUGGUUGGGAUGACGAUUGGGAUGAUGAUACUUACUCAGAAAUAGGGCCUGGCCCUCAACAAAAUAAAGCACCAUUAAAUCCACAACCACUAGCACCAUUGCCUGGUAUGCCUAUUAGUGAUUAUAAUCAGCAUAUUGAAGACACUGCAUCCACAUUCUCAUCCGUGGGUACAGUCAGAAAAAGUAAAUUUGCUCCAUCUUCAAAAGUAAGUGGUGAAAGUUACCUGCUGGGUACUUUAAAUGUUGAAGUGUCAGAUUCUGAAAAAGUGUAUAUUGUUCAAGAUGAAGAUGGUUACUGUUGGGCUCCAAUUUCCCAACCUUAUCAUGUUACUGUAGCAUCUCCUAAAAAAGAAUCUAAGUUCAAAGGUAUUAAAAGCUUUAUUGCAUAUCAGUUAACACCGUCUUUCAAUAAUAUUCAAGUCUCUCGGAGAUAUAAACAUUUUGAUUGGCUCCAUGAAAGGCUACAAGAAAAGUUCACAUUGAUACCAAUACCACCACUACCAGAUAAACAAAUAUCCGGAAGAUAUGAUGAACAAUUAAUUGAACGCAGGAGAGUUCAGCUCCAGGAAUUUGUUGAUUGGAUGUGUAAACACCCUGUUCUAUCAAAAUCUGAAGUAUGGCAACAUUUUCUUACAUGCACUGAUGAAAAACGGUGGAAAGCAGGGAAACGACAAGCUGAAAGGGAUAACCUACUUGGAUUAAAUUAUUGUGUUUCACUAGUUGUACCUGAAAAAGCUUUAUUGCAUUCACAAGUUGAGGUUGUAACUGAACAAUGCUAUACCUUUAUAGGCAGUAUGGAUUCUUCUGUCAAAUUACUCACAAAUAUGUGUCUUGCACAAACAAAGAGAUUCCAAGGACCAUACAAAACUGAUUGUCAAAAGACGGGAGAGGCAUUUUAUAAUCUAGGAAAUGCUUUGAGUUUAGACGAAGGAACCAUAGUCUCUACAUCAAAACUUACCUCUGCCAUUAAAAUGACUGGAGGUGCUUAUAUUGAAAUAGGUAAAAUGUAUGAGGAUCAACCUAAAUAUGAUUUUGAACCUUUAGGCGAUAAAUUUCACUUAUAUAAAGGUAUUGUGGGAUCAUUCCCUGAUUGUCUAGGAAACCACAAAGCUGCAGUACAAAAGAAACGUGAAUGUGAAAGGUUGACAAAUGAGCAGAAAAUGGAAAUAGCCCAAUUAAACGAGAUUAAGAGAAGAACUGAUGUCAUUUCAUAUGCCUUGCUUGCUGAAAUUAAUCACUUCAAAAGUGAGAGAACAGUUGAUAUAAAGGCCACCAUGCAGAAAUUCUUAAAACAGCAGAUUACAUUUUAUAAAAAAAUUGUAGAUAAACUAGAAGGUGCGCUGUACCAAUAUGAUGAUUAACAUGCUGUUAGGAAAUACACUGUGCUAUAUUGAUUUUAUGUAUUGUGAGUACAUUUACAAAUAAGAAUGGACACCUCUAUAUCUUUUUUAUUAAUUUUAAAACUGAAGGAUUGGAAAGGAUGUGAUGAAAAUGGACUGAAUUUUCAAUAUUUUUUACAUAAAAGAUGUGUAUAUAUGUAACUUUCUAUCAAGUUUAUUUUUUACUUCUUUUGUUACAUCUAUUUGUAAUACUUUUCAACUAUUUUGAGAAAUUUGUUUAUAGCUUUACUGUAUUCCAUUAUAAUAAAUUUAAUAAAUAUUGUAUGUUUAAA